Messenger RNA from Pseudopipra pipra, 2646 nucleotides. RefSeq names its product balbiani ring protein 3-like. Gene Ontology annotation, molecular function: serine-type endopeptidase inhibitor activity. Lineage: Eukaryota; Metazoa; Chordata; Aves; Passeriformes; Pipridae. The record is from RefSeq and is a predicted model, not a curated record. Gene Ontology annotation, cellular component: extracellular region. Bases 29 to 1807 code for a protein of 592 amino acids. The transcript has 11 exons.
UGGCACCCACAACGUCCCUGGCAGCACCAUGAGCCUGGGAGUUUUCCUCCUCCUGGGGCUCCUCAUCCUCAGGGCAGAGCCAAGCGUGACAUCAGAGGAGAAGGGCGGGGACCCCCCGAAACCAGGAAGGUGCCCACGGGACUUCAUGCGCUGCCUGUGCCAGGAGCCCCCGCUCUGUGCCAACGACUCCAGCUGCCCCGCUGGGCUCAAGUGCUGCCCCUGGGAGUGUCGGCUCCGCUGCAUCCCCCCAGCAGAAGAGAAGCCCGGUGCCUGCAGGGCAGCAGCCCCCGAGGGACUCAUUGCCCCCUGCUCCUUCCCCUGCCUGGAGGACAAGGACUGCCUGGGAAUGCAGAAAUGCUGCCCGCUGGGCUGUGGCUCUGCCUGCCUGGAGCCGGCACCAGACCAGCCCAAGCCCACGGAGGGCCCCGUGGUGCAGCCAACACCGUUCCAGGAGCGGGGCCGAGGCGAUGGAGACUGCCCCGAUGUGCAGAAAUGCUGCAACAGCAGCUGUGGCCACCAGUGCCUGCCGGGAGCGUCAGCUGAGGACACCAGCCCUGUCCCAGCCACCCAACGGCCACUGCCACACCAGUGGGGGUGCCUCCAGGACCAGGACUGUCCCCCAUCCCACGUGUGCUGUCACCAGAUGUGCAGCCAGCGGUGCCCAGCACGUGGCCAAGGGAAGGACGGAUUCUGCCCAGCCUAUGCUGGGCUGUUCCCCAGUUAUGACUGCAGAGCCUGGUGCUGGCAUGAUGACGAGUGCCCCGGCAAGGAGAAGUGCUGCCUGAGCGGCUGCGACUAUGUCUGCCUGCCCCCGUCCCAAGAAAAACCAGGCAUCUGCCCGCUGGCUGAGGAGGCUCCGCUGGCCACAUCCCCAUGUGGCACCACUUGCAUCCGGGACUGGCAGUGCCCGGGGGCUGAGAAGUGCUGCAGCAGCAGCAGAUGUGGCCCUGUGUGCUUGGCCCCCGAACCAGACAAACCUGGCGAGUGCCCAAAGGUGAGGCCACAGCAGAUUUCUGAACCGUGCUCGGAGCAGGACUCCUGUGCCCAUGACAGGGACUGUCCCCGGCAGGAGAAGUGCUGCUUCUCUGGCUGCGCCAUGUGCUGCACCCGCCCUGCCCGAGAGCACCCUGGGGAGUGUCCCCGGCCAGAGCCAUGCUGGGACCCCCGGCGUCGGCGUGGGAGCCAGUGCCUGGAUGACAGUGUCUGCCUGCGAGAGGAGAAGUGCUGCGACACAGGCUGUGGCUGGGAGUGCGUGGCCGUGCCCAGAGAGAGCCAGGACAGCGCUGAUGGCAAGUGCAUGGAGGAGUGCGAGGUCGACUCACAAUGUCCCCGGGGACAGCGGUGCACCAGCAUCGGCUGCGGCCAUGUCUGCAUGGACAUCCCUGGAGAGCGUGACACGGCGGCUGUGCCACGACACGGUGCUGAGCGGUGCACAGAGCAGUGCGAGGCUGACUCACAGUGUCCCUGGGGCCAGAGGUGCACCCGCACCAGCUGUGGCCGCGUCUGCAAGGACACCCCCGGAGGUGAGACAGAGAACUCAGGCAUUGCCCUGGGACACGUGGGGCGUUCCAGCCAGGUGCCCCAUGGCAGGGUGCUCUGCCUUGCAGGCAGAGAUGGAGCGUGCCCCGUGCCCAGGGGCCGUGGGUCGUGCCUGGACCUGUGCAGCCUUGACGAGGAAUGUCCCUGGGGCCACAAGUGCUGCAGCAACGGCUGCGGCCACGUCUGCACAUGGGUGUCCAGUGGUAAGGAUGGGGCCAGCACCAGGGCUGGCACCAGGUCAUGCAGGGUGUCAACCAGACCCGUGUGAAGGGCACAGCCCUCAGCACGCUCCCAGCUCGGCAUCAUCGUGAGGCCGGUUCCCGCUGCUGCCCCAUUGCUCUGCUCCCAGCAGGUGCACUUUCAGGGCGAGGGGAUCUCAAGUGACAUGGAGCAGGAUGAAGCUCUCACAGAGCUGGCCAGCAUGGCUGCAAACAUGGCCACUGGUCCCUCACUUCUCCAGCCUUGUGGCUCCCUUAAAAGCACGUCCUCCUUUUCAGAUGCUGCGUGAUGGGAGAGCAGCUCCUCUGCAGCAGGAAGACACCUUCGUUAGCGGAUGUGGGACAGUCACAGGCUCCAGCUGGCCUGUCCCCUCCACACCACCUUCGGCAAUAAAGUGUGUACUUGGCCGCCUCCAGCUGCCCCACAUGCUCCUGGAGCAGCCUGGAAUCAACUGUGGCUCCCAGGGAAGGAGCAUCCCCGGGGGCAGGGUGCUUAGUCCCUGCUGGAGUUGGUGCCAAGGGGCCAGUGAAGCGGUGCAGACAAUGACCUGGGUCAAGGCAGGCUGGGGAUGGGCACCCAUUGAGUUGGUGGCCAUUCCUCCUCCAUUCAGUGGCUUCAGCUCCCAGCCAGGUCACAUCAGCAGCUCAAGGGCAAGGCUGGGCUGGGAGGCCAUCUGAGGCAGGGGGAGCUGCAGGGUGGUGGCUGGGAGAGCCCCGGGGCCACCAUGCCAUGCUGCUGGAGGCACCCAUCACCCAGUCCCCGAGAGGGAGGGGAGACAAGAGGGAUGGGCACUGCCUGCUCCAGCAGGAAGGACGAGACCCAGACGUGCUCAUCCAAGGACCCACCCUUAUAUUGAAGUGUCACAGCCUGAGGGGAGGGAUGGGCUCC